CUGGCUUCACUUUCUAAAAUUCGACAGUCAGAAAAAAAUGACAGCAGCCCGCCAAAAACUCUUGGUUGACAUAGUACCGGUAGCGUAAUAGUAGUAGACGGAGGAAAUCACCUCUAUUAUCCAUACGAGCUAGCUCGUCUACUAGUAGCCGACACCACCAUGAUGAAAGCGGAGGAAUGUUGGGCUGAUUCAGACGACGAGCCUGCCACCAAGCGACUGCGAUGCACUGAUCCUGAUCUCAAGAUUGUCCUCGAGUACUCAACACGAGAAGAAUCUGUAUGGGUAGAGAUGAAGAAGGAGUACCACAUGUACAGUCAUGUGCUUGCUGGACUCAGCAACUUCAUUGACACUUCCUUGUCUGUGGAUAUGAAGGAGAAGAAAAGAAAAGAAAUUGUCUUCAAAGAUGUCACACCAGAGAUCUUUGAGAUGGCACUAAAAUACCAGCAAGAUUUGGGUGCAGUGCGGUUCAUGGAAGCAAAAGACGCGGCAAAGUUGAUCAAAUUCUACGAUAAGUAUGAGUUCACUGGGGGAAUCAAGCUGUGUGAUGAUGUGCUUUCUGAUUACUUCCAAAACAAUAUACAGAACUUGGACCUCCAGAAACCUCCUGAGGAUCUUGAUCUACUGGUUCGUGCUGCAGCAUUGGCAUAUCGGUUUGACCUGACAAACUCCAAAGAUGCGGGUAUUCAAUAUCUCAAGACAAGAAUGCAUUUUACAAUCUCCCCUUUUGGACUAUCAAUGUUUUCCGAGGACCACAUCAAACGGCUUCAACCAAUGUUCGUGGAAGGUGUUUUUCGCCAAGUCCAUUGUGCUCUCGAUGCGCUGUCAGCAAAAGAAGUGGCUCCCCUCUCUUUCCCAAAGUAUUUCAUCAGUUUGGCAUCGGAUGUUACUUGUGGUCAGACCUGCCGCUUUGUAGAGCUUUCCGGAACUGGAACUUAUGCGGAUGGGACCUAUUCGCUCACCUUUGACGGAAACUUCAAGCGCCAACGUAAAGACGAUUGGGAUGGUGAACCGUGUGAUUUCUUCAUUGAGCGCGGAAUCAUUACUGGUGAGAACUGGGGCAUUGUUGCUUGGAAUAGAGAUGAACCUGCCAAAGUGAUCUGGAAAUGCCCUCACACUGCAACCUUGGAGUUGCCACCUGAGGGACCCUGGUUUCCUGUCUCUGAAGAAGUAGACGAAACAAUGGAACCAAAGCUUCUUCAUCUUGGUGGUAGAGCUGGAAAGGGCUCUUCAGCACCAUAAGAUUAAGUUCCACCACUUCAAACUGGAUAAAAACUGGAUUAGUUACGUGUUUAUUCCCAUAACAUGUAGGUCUACAAUGUAGCCCCUUUCCACAAGAAGUCGCCCGUGGGCGACUUGCACGGCGCCCCUCUCUGGUUCUUCAAGGGUGCACGACAAUCUCGGUGCGAAAUGUAGGACAAGAUCUAGCUAGCUGGUAGUGCAACAUGAAUAGUAAUGCAUGCA
Messenger RNA from Seminavis robusta, 1461 nucleotides. NCBI's taxonomy places the organism in Eukaryota, Bacillariophyta, Bacillariophyceae, Naviculales, Naviculaceae. The record is from the annotation of a GenBank genome assembly.